This is a messenger RNA of Lolium perenne, 357 nucleotides long. NCBI's taxonomy places the organism in Eukaryota, Viridiplantae, Streptophyta, Magnoliopsida, Poales, Poaceae. The record is from RefSeq and is a predicted model, not a curated record.
AUGGUCGUCGUUGCCUGCGACGUCGGCGUCUUCAUCGUCGGACCUGCAGGAAGAGCACCAAGUGCUAGGCUGCCGGACAAGUUCGCCGAGUUCGUCGCCGGCAAUGAGCCGGCCGCGCUGCAUCUGCGGGAGGCUGGCUGCGACUGCUGCCGGUGGCCGGUGGACGUGCUCUUCGACAGACGUGGCAAGAUGUACCUCCACAUCGACUGGGAGAAGUUCACGCGCUACCAUGAUCUCAAAGCCUGCUGCAUGCUCACAUUCUCCUACCUAGGCGAUGCGGAUAUGAGCGUCAAGGUGUUCGAUGACACGCGCUACCGCCGGCACUACCACAGCGACGACGAUGAGGAGGACGAUUGA